AUGUCAAAUUUUACANUUUUUUCUCCGAAAGCACAAAAAAUUAUUUUGUAUGAAAUGGGAAUUACAGAAAGUGAUUUGGAUCGAGAUUAUGAUAAUGAUCCACGUUAUCGCGUAUGGGGUCUACCAUAUUUUAUCAAACCAUAUGAUCAUCGAGUUCUUAUACCAUUGUCUUUAACUCUAAUGGUGGGGACAAGAAAUCAAUGGCUUCGUCGUCCAUGGUGGUCUGCACGUCCGUUACACAUAACAGCCAUCGUUGGUGGUGUUAUUAUCGGUCAUUAUUGGAAAAAAUAUCGUGCUAAACAAUUGUUACAGCGUGAAUUAAUCAUUUGGGAUUAUAUUCGACGACAUCCAGAAGAUUUUCCAGAAGUAUUUCAUCGAAAGAAGAAAUAUAAAGAAAUUUUUCAACCGUGGUCUCCGUUACGUUAA
Molecule: messenger RNA, 426 nt
Organism: Didymodactylos carnosus
Lineage: Eukaryota; Metazoa; Rotifera; Eurotatoria; Philodinida; Philodinidae
Source: the annotation of a GenBank genome assembly